AUGACGGGUCUGCUCGCCGCCGUGGCCCUGGUGGGGCUUCUGUCCUGUGGCCUCUGUCAGGAGAAGGUCUUUCUGCAGCGAGCCGGAGUGGCGUUCAACAGCCGACAGUACAAGUCCCUGCUGACCGUCAACAAUGGAGAGCAGUUCGGAAACUGGACCUGGCCCGAGAUGUGUCCUGAGAACUUCUUUGCUGUCGGCUUCAGUGUCAGGGUGGAGUCGAACCAGUACGGUGCCGAUGACACGGCCCUGAACGGGAUCCGCCUCAUCUGUGCCAAGGAUGGCAGUCGAAGCUUCCUGUACACUGUGGAAUCCCACACCGGAUACUUCGGUGACUGGACCCAGCCUCAGUACUGCCCCAGUGGCGUCCUCACCUCCUUCCAGCUUCGUGUGGAGCCUCAUCAGGGUCUGUUUGGCGACGACACAGCCGUCAACAACAUCAAGUUCCGCUGCAGCAGCAACCCCACGCUGGAGGCUAACGGCAUGUACUGGGGAGAGUACGGCCACUGGAGCCAGGAGUGUACAGGAGGAAUCUGUGGCAUCGAGACCAAGAUGGAGGAGUAUCAGUACGGCCUGGACGACUCCACCCUCAACGACGUUCGCUUCCACUGCUGCGCUAUGCCCCAGACAACACAGUGAUCAGGAUGGGCAUGAGUAGACCGUAUCAGCCUGAUCCGCCUCCAUCUGGAUUCACUCAAAUAAAAACUUUGAUGAUU
Messenger RNA from Sphaeramia orbicularis (orbiculate cardinalfish), 713 nucleotides. Its product is annotated as vitelline membrane outer layer protein 1 homolog. Bases 1 to 636 code for a protein of 211 amino acids. The record is from RefSeq and is a predicted model, not a curated record. Lineage: Eukaryota; Metazoa; Chordata; Actinopteri; Kurtiformes; Apogonidae. The transcript is spliced from 4 exons.